Messenger RNA from Acaulospora morrowiae, 897 nucleotides. NCBI's taxonomy places the organism in Eukaryota, Fungi, Glomeromycota, Glomeromycetes, Diversisporales, Acaulosporaceae. The record is from the annotation of a GenBank genome assembly.
AUGGCUUCACUAACUGCAUGGGUCGUCAAUGAUAAUCCCGAGUCUCUAAAUGUGGAUCCAGAGGGACUCGUGAUUAAUUACAUUGGUACUGGUAGAAAUGCAGCUACAAUAAGAACAAAUAAUCGAAUUAUUCGACAAAGUGGAUUGUUUUAUUUUGAAGUUCAUAUCCAAGAUAUAGGAGAAAACGGAACUGUCGGGAUCGGAUUUUGUGCAAAGACCGUAGACUUAAAUAAAUUACCAGGGUGUGAUGAUAACUCGUGGGGUUUUCACAGUAAUGGAGAUAUUUUUUGUUAUUCUGAUUUGGGUAGGUCGUAUGGGCCGUCUUACACCACUGGUGAUACUAUUGGAUGUUGUUUAAAUUUUUCACACAAGACCAUAUCAUUUAUCAAAAAUGGCGUGCAUCUUGGAAUUGCGUUCCGAUGGUUCGAGGGAAAUAUAUAUCCUUGCAUUGGGCUAAAAUCAAGGGGCGGUAGUAUAAAAGUUAAUUUUGGUCAUAAAAGGUUUAAAUAUGAAGCAAUGAAUGACGACGAUAUUGAAGACAAAUCUUUAAAAGAAAGCUGGAACAAGAUCAUGUCUAAGUACGAUGAUCGAUUACUAAGGGACAGGUUCAAAGAGUUAACACGGUCAUUUGAAAUCGAUUCAAAUGAUCAUGCUUUUUUACAAUACCGGGCGAAGGCAUAUUUCAUUAUGGGAAAAUAUGAAGAGGCACUUUCAGAUUUAACAAAAUUGCUUGAAAUCAAUCAGAACGAUGAGUAUGCACUAAGUUAUCGAGGAGAGAUUUAUUAUGUUACGGAAAAAAAUGACAAAUCAAUAGAAGAUUUAGAUAAAUUAGUAAGAAUUAAUCCGAGUAAUGAAUGGGCACAAAAAGCCCUGGAAGAAGUCAACAGGGGGAAGUAA